Messenger RNA from Sapajus apella (tufted capuchin), 2539 nucleotides. It is a transcript of the gene ZNF674, whose product is annotated as zinc finger protein 674. Gene Ontology annotation, cellular component: nucleus. Gene Ontology annotation, molecular function: DNA-binding transcription repressor activity, RNA polymerase II-specific; RNA polymerase II transcription regulatory region sequence-specific DNA binding. The record is from RefSeq and is a predicted model, not a curated record. Gene Ontology annotation, biological process: negative regulation of transcription by RNA polymerase II. The coding region runs from base 405 to 2102 and encodes 565 amino acids. The transcript is spliced from 9 exons. Lineage: Eukaryota; Metazoa; Chordata; Mammalia; Primates; Cebidae.
AGGGAGGGGUGGGAAGCGGAAGUGCUCGGCUGACCCGGAGGCCGGCGCUAGGUUCACACUGGCUGCUGUAGUUUGUCCCUGAGGUGUCAACCUCUCGGCGCUGAAGGUCACAGUGCAGACCUGAGACCGCUGCUCACGGACUUCAGACUCCAGUUUAUCUGUGCCCCAGCUUCCUCACUUAGUCUCAGAAGACUUAGGCUGAGGCCCCAGGAGGAGAUCUCCAUCCUUUGGAGGAGCACAACAGAAUGGCCACAUCCCAGUGAUGAACAUUUCAGUGAUCACCAGUGGUCAAUGAAAAAAAAACAUUUAAGGAAUCAUUGACCUUCAAGGAUGUGUUCGUGGACUUCACCCUCGAGGAGUGGCAGCAACUGGACUCUGCCCAGAAGAACCUCUACAGGGACGUCAUGCUUGAGAACUACAGCCACCUGGUGUCCGUGGGGUAUCUGCUUGCCAAGCCAGAUAUGAUCUUCAGGUUGGGACCAGGAGAAGAGUCCUGGAGGGCAGAUGGAGGGACCCCGGUGCGCACCUGUGCAGGUGAGGACAGGCCAGUGUUUCACUAUGGAAGGUUAAGAUUGAACUCAUCAUGCUGCUCCUGUCACCCACCCAAAGAAGUCUGGCAAGUUGACAAGCAGAUAGAUUGCUACAAGGAAAGCCAAGACAAACUUCCGUGGCAAGCUGCAUUCACAGGCAAAGAAACACUGAAGGAUGAAAGUGGUCAAGUAUGUAAAAUAUGUAGAAAAAGCAUUUUUCUCAGCACAGACUUUGUUUCUGUAAAACAAAGGCUCCCUAAAUAUUACUCAUGGGAAGGGUGUUCAAAACAUAAUUUAAACUUUCUUAGUCAAAAUAGAAGCUAUGUAAGAAAGAAAGAUGAUGGAUGUAAGGCAUAUUGGAAAGUAUGCCUCCAUUCUAACCUUCAUAAAGCUCAACCUGUGGAGAAAUUUUUUGACCCUAGUCAACGAGGGAAAGCCCUCCACCAAAAGCAAGCCCUUCAGAAAAGUCAGAGAAGUCAAACUGGGGAGACACUCUAUAGAUGUACUCAGUGUGGAAAAGGGUUUAUCCAGAAAGCAAACUUAGUUGUACAUCAAAGAACUCACACUGGAGAGAAACCUUAUGAAUGCUGUGAAUGUGCAAAAGCCUUCAGCCAGAAGUCAACCCUCAUAGCACACCAGAGAACUCACACAGGGGAGAAGCCCUAUGAAUGUAAUGAAUGUGGAAAAACCUUUAUUCAGAAGUCAACUCUGAUUAAACAUCAACGAACUCAUACGGGAGAGAAACCAUUUGUAUGUGCCAAAUGUCCAAAAGCCUUUAAAAGUUCAUAUCAUCUUAUUAGACAUGAAAAAACACACAUUAGACAAGCAUUUUAUAAAGGUAUUAAAUGUACUACAUCCGGCCUUAUAUAUCAAAGGAUUCACCCAAGUGAGAAACCUGAGUGCAGUAAACAUGGGAAAACCUCUGAUGAGAAGCCUAGUCCCACUAAACAUCAGAUAACUCACACAAAAGAGAAAAUUUAUGAGUGUAGUAAAUGUGGGAAAAGCUUCAGAGGUAAGUCACACCUCUCUGUUCAUCAGAGAAUUCAUACAGGAGAGAAACCCUAUGAAUGUAGUAUAUGUGGGAAGACUUUCAGUGGAAAGUCACACCUCUCUGUCCAUCAUAGAACUCAUACAGGAGAGAAACCUUAUGAAUGCAGAAGAUGUGGGAAAGCCUUUGGGGAGAAGUCAACCCUUACUGUACAUCAGAGAAUCCAUACAGGAGAGAAACCCUACAAAUGCAACGAAUGUGGGAAAGCCUUCAGUGAGAAGUCACCACUGAUUAAACAUCAGAGAAUUCAUACAGGAGAGAGACCAUAUGAAUGCAGUGACUGUGAAAAAGCCUUCAGUAGGAAGUCAACUCUCAUUAAACAUCAGAGAAUUCAUACAGGAGAAAAACCUUACAAAUGUAGUGAAUGUGGGAAGGCCUUCAGUGUGAAAUCAACUCUCAUUGUGCAUCACAGAACUCAUACAGGAGAGAAACCUUAUGAAUGCGGAGACUGUGGGAAAGCAUUCAGUGGGAAGUCAACUCUCAUUAAACAUCAGAGAAGUCACACAGGUGAUAAAAACCUAUAAGUAUACUUGAGAGUGGGAUAAUUAUACUAGUAAUUAUACCUCAUUACAUGUCAAAUAAUUCAUCAUGGGGAGUAAUCUUAUAAAUGACAAGAACGUUGGAAACUCUUCAUAUAUUAAUAUUCAUUUAACUUAAUAAAAGGUACAGAAGUAUAAUUCCAGAGGCAUCAAUAAAUGUGAUCAAUUUUUUCACCCAGAAUUCUUCACCCAGGAGUGAAAAUCUGUAUCUCAAAUAAUUUGAAAGGGUCCAAACUGAGUGUAGUGAUGUGGGAAAGCCUUCAGAAAGAAUGUAAAUGGCACUGUUUAUCAGAGUAUUUAUACUGAGAAAAACUAAGAAUUUAGUGAGCCAUGGGUGUGGUAGGUAGCUCACACCUGUAAUUCCAGCACUUUUGGGAGGCCAAGGUGGGCAGAUCACUUGAGCUCACAAGUUUGAGACCAGC